AUGAGCCAGCAGUGUGCCCGGGUGGCCAAAAAGGCCAACGACAUCGUGGCUUGGAUCAGGAAUGGUGUGGCCAGCAGGACCAGGGCAGCGAUCCUGCCCCUGUGCUGGGCACUGGAGAAAGUGAAGGCGGAGAGGCAGAGGAUUGUGCCUGCGUUUAAGCAGCUGCGACAGUACCUGGAGGAACAAGAGUGCCUGCUGCUGGCUCGGCUGGGAGAGCUGGAGAAGCAGGUUGAAACAAGACUGAAAGAAAGUGCUGCUACAUUCUCCAAGAAGAUCAUUCAUCUGGAUGGCCUGAUCAGGGAGAAGGAGUCUCGGCUGCCAGGACAAGAGUCCCCGCAGGACACCAGUGACGUUCUGAGCAGCUCCAGGUGUGAGAGGGCAGAUCUGCAGGGAGAGGAGCGGAGGAGCCACGAGCUGAAGAAGCAGCCCGGCGUCUGCUCAGAAAAAGCCCCCAUGCUAGAGGAGACAGCAAGAAAACCCCAAGAUGCUUUGACAACCUACUCGGGGGAUGGAGUGGAGAAAUCACAGGGACCAUACACAAAAGUGAAUGUGACUCUGGAUCCAGACACAGCUCAGUCCCAGCUCGUCUUGUCAGAAGAUCAGAGAAGUGUCAUGCAGGCAGCCACACCGCAGAGCCAGCUUGACAACCCCGAGCGGUUUGACCCGUGGCCUUGUGUGCUGGGCUGCGAGGGGUUCGACUCAGGGCAGCCGUGCUGGGAGGUGGAGCUGGGCUAUGGGACGCGCUGGGCCGUGGGGGUGGCCCUGGAGUCCGUCAAGAGGAAGGGACCGAUUGACAUGAGCCCGGCGGGGGGAAUCUGGGCAGUGGGCCGGUAUAAGGAGAAGUUUCAGGCUCUCACUUCCCCAUGUCCCACCCCUGUCCUCCCCGACACAGUCCCCCGGAGGGUGAGGGUCUGUCUGGACCAUGCAGGGGGGCAGGUGAUGUUUGUCGAUGUGGACAGCGAGGCUGUGAUUUUCACUUUCCAUAAAGCCGUGUUUGCGGGGGAGCGAAUCCACCCCUGGUUCUGGGUGGGAAAGGGGUCCAAGCUCAAACUGCCCUGA
This is a messenger RNA of Opisthocomus hoazin, 1059 nucleotides long. Lineage: Eukaryota; Metazoa; Chordata; Aves; Opisthocomiformes; Opisthocomidae. The record is from RefSeq and is a predicted model, not a curated record.